Molecule: messenger RNA, 2106 nt
Organism: Aureobasidium musti
Lineage: Eukaryota; Fungi; Ascomycota; Dothideomycetes; Dothideales; Saccotheciaceae
Source: the annotation of a GenBank genome assembly
CGCCAAAUGGCUGCCACAAUGCCAGAGCCAUCAGAAGCCAUGGCCUUUACUGUUGAGGACGAAUACCUUGCGAAGGAGAUCGAGAUGCUCUCUGACGACUUGAUGGAAGACUUGCGCGAGUAUCUUGAUGGCAUCAACACCACUGACCCUCAGGUCCGACUGAAAGGUACUGAAGAUACACCUGAGCACGAAAUCUCAAUUCCUCUGGGAUCCAGAGACGCUCUCAAGCUUAUCGAAGCUGCCCACCAAGCUCCAUUCGGCAGAGGACAGGAGACAAUUGUCGAUACAUCGAUUCGAAAUACGUGGGAAAUUAGUCCUGACCGCUUUUCCUUAGGCGAGCACUGGCAAGAGUAUGUUGAUUCAAUCAUGAAGAUGGCAUGUGUUGAUCUCGGAGUGCAUGGCGAUGGUAUACGUGCGGAACUGUAUAAAAUGCUCCUGUAUGAGAAGGGAGCAAUGUUCAAACAACAUGCUGACUCCGAGAAAGUCCCUGGUAUGUUUGCAACAUUGGUUAUCAGCUUACCAUCUGCACACUGGGGUGGCGCUGUUGUGGUGUCGCACAACGGACAACGUUACUCGCUCAAAACCCACAACCACGAAUAUCUUGCUUGGUACUCAGACGUACUUCAUGAGGUUCAGGAAGUUUCUUCAGGCUAUCGCUGGGUCUUGACAUACAAUCUUGUCCAAACCGAUUUCGAGCACUUCAAUUCCGCUGCAGGUACUGAUCGAAAACUUCGCGCCAUACUUACUGAGUGGAAAAACUCGAUUAAAGAAGGGGAUGGCGAAGCCGACAAGAUGAUUUAUCAGCUGGACCACAAAUAUACUGACGCCAGUAUUCGUCUGAACACCCUCAAAGGGUCGGAUCUACUCAAAGCACAGCGGCUUUUCUCAGUUUGUGAUCAGAUGGAAUACACUCUCUACCUGGCAAGUCUGGAAAAGCAGGUGCACGGAUCCGCUGAGUACAGUAAUGGUAGCUAUUACUCUCACUAUGACGAAGAAGAAGAUGGAGGUGGUGAUGGUGGAUUUUGUGCCAUUGAGGACGUGUUGGAAGAGUCUCUGAAAUUGACUCGAGUGGUCGACACUGAUGGCAAUGUAAUCGUUACUGACCUCAAUGUCGGGGAGGAAGAUGUUCUCCAGAAAGAAUCUUACGAGGAUCGUCAUCCUGAUGAACACGAGUACGAAGGCUGGACCGGAAAUGCAGGAGCGACCUCGACUCAUUGGUACAAAGAUUCUGUUCUAGUCCUGGUCCCCAACGAAUACAUCGUAGAUGUCUUCCUGGCGCAGGAUCGCGAUUAUGGCUAUGGCACUGGUCGUGACACCAAAGCUAUGGCUGUCCUAGGGCAUCUAGCCAAGCGAGCUCGAAGUUCCCCAGGCCCUCGGGGAGAAUCUCUGAGGAAAAGUGUGAUGCAAAUAGGCCACGUCAUAUCAGACAAUCGAAUCAAAACCACACAUCCGGGGACAAGAAGCCAUAAGUAUACAGAUGCCACUGUGUCUGAAGCCAUUACAGUUUGUGCUGAGUUUGGUAUGACUGAUGCACUACGGAGUCUAUCAUCUGCUUUCAAGGACAACCUUUCAGAGAGAGCUCUCCAGUCCUUGAGGGCCUUGAAAGAUACAAUGGACUUAAGUCUUCCAGAAGAACGUACAAGGCUUGAAAACAUUUUCGGAAAAGUCGUACUAGGCUAUAAAAGUGUUUCUAAGAAGUAUGAAAUUCUUUCAUUCCUCCUCGGCGCUGAAGCUUUGGAUGUGCAAAACCAAGAAGACUGCAUGCCGGAGCUCAGAGCCUGGGUCACAGGAAUCUUGACCGCAAUGUUUUCGAAUCUGGAUUCGCUUACGAGUGAAGAUGGUGAUGUGAUAGCCAGAAUAGCAACUUCGGACACUAGCGGCUCUCUCUUGAGAGAUCGAAUCGUACCUAACAUCGAUCGCCAAAUGCAAGGCUUGGACCCGACUAAGACAAGCUUCUUGAUAGCAUUUCUUGCAAAAAUGUUUGAGCGUUCAGAAUCGCUCACUGAGAACUUGUUAUCGCUCUACAGGCCUCUAGUAAAGAUCGUGACUACUAAUUUCUCACUCCGCAAACCAAAGCCACUUCAGCCUCGACCUGUCUCUACUUAG